AUGUUCAGAUCCUGUCUCCGUAGAUCAGUCAGAAGUUUAGCCACUGUUGCUGAAGAAAAGACUCCAAGACUCAAGAAAUUUCAAAUUUAUAGAUGGAACCCAGAUACUCCAGAAGUACAACCCAAAAUGAAGGAAUACGAAGUUGACUUAAACAAAUGUGGUCCUAUGGUUUUGGAUGCUCUUUUGAAAAUCAAGAAUGAGGAAGAUGCCACCCUUACUUUCAGAAGAUCUUGUCGUGAAGGUAUUUGUGGGUCAUGUGCCAUGAACAUUGGUGGUAGAAAUACUUUGGCUUGUUUGUGCCGUAUAGAUACUGAUACUUCAAAAGAUACCAAGAUCUAUCCUUUGCCUCACAUGUUUGUUGUCAGAGACUUGGUACCAGAUUUAACACAUUUUUACAAACAAUACAAGUCUAUUGAACCAUACUUGCAAAGAGAAGACCAACCAGCUGACGGUAGGGAAAACUUACAAAGUAUUGCUGACAGAGCCAAGUUGGAUGGUUUAUACGAAUGUAUUUUGUGUGCUUGUUGUUCAACAUCAUGUCCUUCAUACUGGUGGAAUCAACAACAAUACCUUGGUCCAGCCGUAUUGAUGCAAGCUUACAGAUGGUUAAUUGAUUCAAGAGAUCAAGCCAGUGCCAAGAGAAAAGCAAUGUUGCAAAACUCCAUGUCUUUGUAUAGAUGUCACACCAUUAUGAACUGUGCUAGGACUUGUCCUAAAGGGUUGAACCCAGGUAGGGCAAUCGCUGAGAUUAAGAAACAAAUGGCAUUCGAUUAA
Lodderomyces orthopsilosis Co 90-125 is the source of this 774-nucleotide messenger RNA. RefSeq names its product succinate dehydrogenase iron-sulfur protein subunit (gene SDH2). Gene Ontology annotation, molecular function: 2 iron, 2 sulfur cluster binding; electron transfer activity. Gene Ontology annotation, biological process: respiratory electron transport chain; aerobic respiration; tricarboxylic acid cycle. The coding region runs from base 1 to 774 and encodes 257 amino acids. Lineage: Eukaryota; Fungi; Ascomycota; Pichiomycetes; Serinales; Debaryomycetaceae. Gene Ontology annotation, cellular component: mitochondrial membrane. The record is from RefSeq and is a predicted model, not a curated record. The transcript has a single exon.